Xiphias gladius (swordfish) is the source of this 2608-nucleotide messenger RNA. RefSeq names its product ribonuclease P/MRP 40 subunit (gene rpp40). The record is from RefSeq and is a predicted model, not a curated record. Gene Ontology annotation, cellular component: multimeric ribonuclease P complex; ribonuclease MRP complex. The transcript is spliced from 8 exons. Lineage: Eukaryota; Metazoa; Chordata; Actinopteri; Istiophoriformes; Xiphiidae. Bases 27 to 1091 code for a protein of 354 amino acids. Gene Ontology annotation, biological process: endonucleolytic cleavage in ITS1 to separate SSU-rRNA from 5.8S rRNA and LSU-rRNA from tricistronic rRNA transcript (SSU-rRNA, 5.8S rRNA, LSU-rRNA); tRNA 3'-end processing; tRNA 5'-leader removal. Gene Ontology annotation, molecular function: ribonuclease MRP activity; ribonuclease P activity.
CUCAGUUUAAUAAAGUUUCAGUGAAGAUGCUUGUUGACCUGGAUCAGACUCCGCGGUCUCUGCUGGUCUGUGACCGGUCCAGUUUCCUGGAUGAGAAGAACCGGAUCAGUUCCCAGGUGGAGCUUCAGCACUUCAACUACAAAGUGUCUGUGCUGCUGCCUGAGUGUAGCUCCCCUCCCUCUCACCUGGACUCUGUGUUAAACAGUUUCAGCAGUUUCUACCUGAUCAGAAAGCUGCCCAUACAUGAACUGCUGGAUAAAGACUUCCUGGAGACUGCUGUGUACCAGGGUGGUGUGUAUGGUCUGUCUUACGGGACCAGGGUAGAUGAGGAUAACUGUGUCGCUUUGAUGCCAAAUGGUCGUCUGUGUCUCUCUCUGGAUAAAGAUUCCUUCCAGGUGUUGGGAGUUGAGGGGAAACCGUCCCGAUUCAACCACAGAACAAACAGCAGAUAUGUAGUGUCUGUAGAUCUGACUGACAGCAGCAUGGCUCCUGGCGGGCGGGGCCACCUGAGACUCCUCACCGGUCUUAAGUCACGACUUUGCCUGAAGACUGACUUCCUGCUGUCACAUCAUCCAGGGGGCAGAGCCUCUCUGCAGCCCCUUCUGUCUGGUCAGGACUGGUCAGAGCACAGACCUGAGAUCAGCAGUCGCGCUCUUACACACCUCUCCUGUCCCACCCUGCUGACCUCUGACCUGCAGUCAUGUGACCCCCACAGCUUACUGGAGUGGCUCGGAGCCGUGGACGCGGACGUCAGCUGUGAGAACUCGUCCAGCAGCUUCCUGUCCUCAUUGGUCUGUCCUGAACCAAAGACAACGCUGAGUGGAGCUCUGAGCAUCUCUGUCAGUGGACUGCUGCUUCCUCAGGACAUCCACCGAAUCAUCCAGGAGAUCAGGUCUUACCUGGAGCAGCCUCGGCUGGAGUCCUGGGUGUCUCUGACGGUUCAUGGUUUUGUUGACAGUCCAGUAUCAUGGGGGGGCAGCGAGCACGGAUUCCUGAGAGGAGGAGAGAACUUCUACACCCUUCUGAUGUUCCAUGAUCACACCUACCACCUACACCUUGCUACAGGAGCACACAACACCUGUCCACCAUGAUGAUGUCAUCAGCAGGUGUCUGUAUUGUUCUGUUGAACUGUGAGUUCUUUAAGCUUUUUAGUUUUUAUUUGUACUUGGAUCAGGUUUUGUUGUAGAAACUUGUUUCAGGUCAGUUUUGAUAAAAAUGUCUCAAACUAAAUCAUUUAGACAAACAAAAUCUGGGUUGAAAAAAGGUGAAUUUAACUAAAUUUGUGUUAAGAUUCUUUUUUUUGUUAAUUGAACUGACGAGAUUUAAUCAAAGCUCAUAAACACCACAUGUGAACAAGCCAUCAUUCAGCAACUGCUGAUUAAAAUCAAUGUUUUAUAAUUGUCUUCAGACAAAACCAAAAUUACUCCAGCUCCCCUGUGUGUUUGUAUAUCAACAUUUUAAACCAUUAGUUUUUCUCAAUGUUACUGUGACACAGCUGACUGUGGGUACAGAGUUCUGCGUUUGCCAAAGAUCCAGCUUUUUCAGAUUUACGCACUCUGUUUGGGGACAGGUCGGCUGUUUUGGUCUGUAAAGAGGGCUGAAACGGAGAAAAGUAGAUUGACUUAUUUUAGACAUACUCCAAUAUUCAUUAUUCAGGAAACAGACACAAGAUGACAUGGUUUAGCUCAGUUAAGUACCCUGAAUGAAGAGACAGACUAUCUGCUGCCAUCCACAUGAGCUGCAGGCCAGUUAAACCAGUUAUCAGAAAAUAAUCUGAUUUAUCCCUUAACUGACGUUUUAGGGGACUGAUGUCAGUAUCCUGAUAAUUCAUAAAAAUGGUGAUAUUCAGUUGUGUUGAUGUGCUUACAUUUAUAAAAGCCCUUUCCACCACUUAAAAUAAAAAUCCUCCACCAACUUUUGUCAUUAUUAACCUGUUUUCUUCAUGAUUUAAGUCCUAAAAUAACACUCAUCAGAUGCUAUCUAUUUAUAUAGUUAAUCACUAAAUAAUUAUUCUCGUACCGCAGUCUAAUUAUGAUUUAUUUUGUCACAAAUAUGAACAUGAAAACAAUGUGGGGAGUGGGUUUUUUUCAGAGGUAGAAAAUGUAUAAAUAAUUACUAUUUUUAUGGUUGGUUUGAGUCGGUGGAUCAAGUUUAUUCGUUUUUCUGCAGCGUUGAUGAGCUUCUUUGACCAGUGAUUAACUUUUCUUUCAUAAUAGCCAAAAAUAACAAAGAAAGCAGGAGCUUAUUAUUUACUGAAGAGGUUAAGUUUGUACUGGGCAUGUUUUUAUUAGUUCCAGCCUGUUUGUUUGUCUAAAUAUCAUCUGAUUGUUCAGUCCUCACAAAAUAAAACAUCUAAACAUUACCAAGGAAACCAGAUCAUUACUGUCAGAUACUGUGAAUAGGUUUUUAUUUGACUGGUUCUGUUUGAUGUAUUUGAAUUUUUUUUUUGUAUCACUUUUUUUGUACAAAAAGAACUGCCAAAUGAUUUAGAAAAGUUCUUUACAAAGUUCCUGUUAUUUUAUGAAUGUGUUGCAGUAGUGUGGAGUCCUGACAGUCACACUGAAGCUGGAUUGAAAACGUCUGAGCAGUAAAGACUGAGAUCACUGAC